AUGGUUACAAUUACAUCCACCUGUCAAGGAUUGGGUUCCGUUACAAGCACCCCUGCCUUGACUACAACGUUCACUGCUCCAGCGUGGUGUUCCACAAGGUUCUUCGCAAAAGACCUUCCUCCGCCCUACGACUAUGGAUGGCAUGACUUUCAAGACCCUCGAUGGUAUUCGUGUGUGCCGCCUGAAUGGAAUGCCACAGCAUGCCAGAGUCUAGUUUUCAGUCCAGGCAUUUGCCCGGACGGUUGGUAUGCACAGGCAAAUGAUGGACAAGGAGCAACGACGUGCUGCAUGUCAGGCUUCACUUAUGGGUCUUUCGACGGAAAAUGCAUGAAAGCAGAUGUCACUAAUUAUGAGUUGGCCGUACUUGCGACCGCCAGCGACGGUCGCUACCAAUCCCCGACGGCAUCGGAUAAUGGCACAGCAAUAAUGACCUCUGGAACACUUGACCAUGUUUUUAUCGUGGUACACACUGCAACGGCAUUGCCCACAAGCUCAGCGGUACCCACUGCAACGACAUUGCCCACAAGCUCAGGGGCACCCGCUCCAACGACAUUGCCCACAAGCUCAGGAUUAGGUGGAGGAGCUAUUGCUGGCAUUGUAGUCGGUAUCGUUGCCUUCAUCGUGCUUGCCGCAAGUCUGGCGUACUGGACCUGGAUGCGUUCUCACCGCCGGGACGAUUCAAAUGAGACAUACAUGACGUUGGAUCAUGUUCGCUCGGAAAAUCAUGGCCGCUCAGAACUUCAUGCGGAUGAUUUACCUCCUACGGCGGGAAAGGCGGAGCUCUCUGGUGAAGGCAUUUCAGAACUCGGGAGUGCCGAGCCCCGAUCGGACCAUUCUACAGGUCAUCAACCACCUGCGGAAUUAGCUGCAUGA
Molecule: messenger RNA, 873 nt
Organism: Aspergillus thermomutatus
Lineage: Eukaryota; Fungi; Ascomycota; Eurotiomycetes; Eurotiales; Aspergillaceae
Exons: 2
Coding region: 1-873 (290 amino acids)
Source: RefSeq, a predicted model, not a curated record